AUGGUCGCCCUGCUGCUGCCGCUGCCGCUGCUGCUGCUGCCGCUGCUGCUCGAGGCAGCAACACACCAACUCAACCCAGCAGCAGCAGCAGCAGCACCUCUUGCUGCUGCAGCGACUGAGGCAGCAGCAGCAGCAGCAUCAGCAGCAGACGAUAAAACAGCUGCAGCAGCAACACGACCAACUCGUGCAGCAGCAACUGCAGCGACAGCAGCAGCAGCCCGAACCCCUUCCAGCCCAGCAGCACGGGGAGCCGCUGCGACACCUUCUGCAGCAGCAGCAGCAGCAGCAGCAGCAGCAACAGCAGCAGCAACAGCAGCAGCAGAUGGAGCGUCACCACCGCCCGCCGCUGCUGCCCCUGCUGCUGGCCUCCUAGACUCCCCAAUAACCCUAUCCAAAUGGACUCCGACAGCAGCAGCAGCAGCAGCAGAAACAGCAGCAGCAGCAGGAGCUGCUGCUGCUGCUGCUGCUGCUGGAGCAGCAACCAGUAAUAGUUGGGAGUCAUACAGUGAACAGAAGCAGCAGCAGCAGCAACAGCAGCAGCAGCAACAGCAGCAACAGCAGCAACAGCAGCAACAGCAGCAGCUAGCGCUUCCACCGGCAGUGCGUCGCUUAGAGGAGACGGGCGAGACACAAAACAGCAGCAGCAACAACAGCAGCAGCAGCAGCAGCAACAGCAGCAGCAACAGCAGCAGCAGCAGCGACAGCAACAACCAAAGUAGCAGCGACACAACCAGCAACAGCAGCAGCGCCGGGGGCAGCAGCGGCAGCAGCACAAGCACCAGCGCCAGCAGCAGCAGCAGCAGCAGCAGCGGCGCGGAUGAGAGCAGCAGUAGCAGCAACAACACUAGCAAUGGCAGCAGCAACAGCAGCAGCAGCAGCAGCAGCACGAAGUGGGCGAGAGAGGCUGCGGAUGACCUCAGCAGCAGCGAGAAGGAGAUGGUGAUGUCGGUGGGGUUGCUGCUGCUGCUGCUGAUUGUUGCUGCUUGUCUUUUUAUAUCUCUUGCUGCUAAACGCAUGCAGCAGCAGCAGCAGCUCGUGCUGCAGGUGCCUUUGGUUGCUACUCUUCUCGGUCUGCUGCUGGGCGCGUUGCUGCAGCAGCAGCAGAAGCUGCAGCAGCGCAGCAGCAGCAGCAGCAGCAGCAGCAGCAGCAGCAGCAGCAGCCUACGCAGCAUCAUGGCUCUCAAGGAAGAGGUUUUCUUUGUGCUGCUGCUGCCGCCAAUUGUCUUUCAGGGGUACAUACAUAAACCCUAA
Molecule: messenger RNA, 1251 nt
Organism: Eimeria mitis
Lineage: Eukaryota; Apicomplexa; Conoidasida; Eucoccidiorida; Eimeriidae
Exons: 1
Coding region: 1-1251 (416 amino acids)
Biological process (GO): translation
Cellular component (GO): ribosome
Molecular function (GO): structural constituent of ribosome
Source: RefSeq, a predicted model, not a curated record